This is a messenger RNA of Pseudophryne corroboree (corroboree frog), 1677 nucleotides long. Its product is annotated as pepsin A-like. The transcript is spliced from 9 exons. Gene Ontology annotation, molecular function: aspartic-type endopeptidase activity. Bases 62 to 1165 code for a protein of 367 amino acids. Gene Ontology annotation, biological process: proteolysis. The record is from RefSeq and is a predicted model, not a curated record. Lineage: Eukaryota; Metazoa; Chordata; Amphibia; Anura; Myobatrachidae.
GGUAUGAAAAGUUGCGGGGCUACACAGGACCAGGCUGGCUGCUACCACAGGUGACAGGAGAAUGCUCUGCUACAGCUCCUGUGAUAGGGUGCCGCUGAGUAGAAGAAAGUCACUGCGGAAAUCACUACAGGAACAUGGGCUCCACGCUGAGCUGAAUGGCCGUACACCAGAUCUUUCCAGCAAAUAUUCAUCAGGAUUACAGGGAGCUGCCACAGAGCCGCUACUCAACUACAUGGAUAAUGAAUAUUUUGGCACCAUUUACAUUGGGACUCCCCCACAAGAGUUCUCUGUAGUGUUUGACACUGGAUCUGCUAACCUGUGGGUCCCGUCCGUGUCCUGCUCCAGUGCUGCCUGUGCUAACCACCACAAAUUUAACCCUCACUUAUCCUCCACUUUUCAAUCUUCCACUGAAAUGGUUUCAAUCUCUUAUGGGACCGGAAGUAUGAAGGGGGCGUUGGGCUACGAUACCGUGCAGGUUGGAAGCAUUGCUGCUACAAAUCAAGGUCUUGUUCUAAGUGAAACAGAGUCCAUAUUUCUGUACUACUCGCACUUUGAUGGAAUAUUGGGGCUCGGUUACCCCAGCUUGUCAGUGUCUGGCACUACCCCAGUAUUUGACACCAUGUGGAAUGAAGGAUUAAUAAGUCAGGAUCUAUUCUCAGUGUAUCUAAGCAGGGGAAAUGGAAGUAUGAUUACGUUUGGGGGAAUCGAUGAGUCCCAUUAUACUGGAAGUCUACAGUGGGUGCCAGUCACAGAACAGAAAUUCUGGCAGAUCACAAUAAGCAGCAUCAUGCUCAGUGGCCAGGUGGUGGCGUGUCAGGAUGGAUGUGACGCUAUCGUGGACACAGGAACAUCAGUUAUUGCUGGACACCCAGAGGCAAUUAGAGGGAUCCAGGAAGCCAUUGGUGCAACGCCGGACGUGUAUGGACUGUAUAAUGUGAACUGCAAUGAAAUUAGGUCCUUGCCUGAUAUCAUCAUAACAAUUGAUGGAAUGGAUUACCCUAUACCCGCGAGUGCUUAUAUAAACCAGUUUCCCGGAUCAUGUAGCAGCGGUUUCCAGUCCACCUCUGGCCCUUGGAUUCUGGGAGACAUUUUCAUCCGUGAAUAUUUUGUGGUGUUUGACCGGAGUAAUAACAGAGUUGGAUUCGCCUCAGCUGUCAAAAUGUAGUGGUUACUUAUUGUAUAAAGAGAUUGGACCUAUGAGAAGACAGAGUUUAAGCCACGUAAUAAGUGAUUGUAAUUCGUAUAACUUCAGCUUAUUCCUAAUAAUAAAUAAUAAAAUUUUAGCAGUAAUUCGUGGAAUGGAAUUUGACUUGAAUGUCCUAUCUGUAAGAAUGAUAACAUGACUGCCUCCAUAUUGCCUUGGAUCAUUUCAGGGGAUGUUUAUUAAACAAUAUUUUCUGGCUAUCCCCUGGGAAAAUAAAAUUCGGGAGGUAUCCACAAAUAUUAGCCACUUUCCUGGCAAUGUUACAUGGUUUUCACCUACACCAGUCAGAUACACAGUGAGGGCGGCUGCAGGAAGAAAACCUUCCUACAGCUGCUGCUCACAGAGGGACAUCCCCCAGUGUCCAUAGCACUGCGGAUCGGUCAGCACAUCAGGAACCCCCACACAGCGGCUCCCCUUUGUGUAUCAAAAUAAAGGUUGCUACGGUCGUAAUUUUCCUGAUGUUCCAAUGGUGA